Humulus lupulus (European hop) is the source of this 777-nucleotide messenger RNA. RefSeq lists its product as uncharacterized. The transcript is spliced from 2 exons. Lineage: Eukaryota; Viridiplantae; Streptophyta; Magnoliopsida; Rosales; Cannabaceae. Bases 1 to 777 code for a protein of 258 amino acids. The record is from RefSeq and is a predicted model, not a curated record.
AUGAGGGGGAACAAAAUUAUGGAGUUCAUGGAGCAUAAGCUUCCUAACUGGGAGUUUUACUCUAGUCCGAUCAUUGAGGGUAGACUUCUGAUAGUUUGGAGGAAGGUUUUUGCGAGGGUUACAAUUCUGGAAGAAUCUUAUCAGUAUGUUCAUUGUUUGGUCAAAAUGGCUGGGGAUUUCAAUGCCCAUUUCUCUGGUUUGGACAGAUCUGGUGGGAAACCAGUUUCAGGUUUGGAAUUGGCUGAUUCUCUACAAUGGCUUGCUGAUACUCAAGUUGAGUCUCUUAAGAGUAUUGGCUCCUAUUUUACUUGGACAAACAACCAAGAAGGUCCAGCUAGAAUCUAUUCAAAAAUUGACCAUGUGUUCAUGAAUGAGGAUUGGCUUGAUAUCUUUCCUCAUUCUAUGGCUGUGUUUAGAUGGGAAGUAGUUUUGGAUCAUUGCUCGUGUGUUGUUACUAACUUGCCUAUGAAGAAGGUGGGAAUCAAGCUGUUUAGAUUUUACAAUUUUUGGACAGACCAUCCUGGUGUCAAAGAAGUGGUUAUGAGUAGUUGGAGGGUCCCUGUUAAGGCGACUGGGUUAAGGGCUAUAUACUUAAAGAAAAUGAGGCUAAAGCAUAGAUUAAAGAAAUUUAAUAGAGAUAACAUUGGUGAUAUAGGUAUGAACUAUCACUCAGCUAAGGAGGCUUAUCAAGAAGCUCAAUUUCAAGCUCAAUCUCAUCCUCGAGACUACAGCUUGCAAGAGGUAGUGAAAGUAGCUGCUGAAGCUGUAACUGUUUAG